Pseudo-nitzschia multistriata is the source of this 1283-nucleotide messenger RNA. NCBI's taxonomy places the organism in Eukaryota, Bacillariophyta, Bacillariophyceae, Bacillariales, Bacillariaceae. The record is from the annotation of a GenBank genome assembly.
ACCCGAUACGGUUGACGAACACGACAUACUGCGAAACAAAAAUGACUAGCGAAGAAGAAAAGAGCACCAACAAUAACAACCACAACGAAAGCUUCGAGAUACACGAGUGCUUCGGCAAAGACAUCAUCGAUCGGUACGACGGGUUCAUCCUGGAUCAAUUCGGUGUGCUGCACAACGGUGCCCACGGAUUGGAGGGCGCACCGGAGCUCGUUCAGAAACUAGCGGGGGACUACAACAAGAAACUCGUCAUCCUSUCGAACUCAUCGUCGUCGUCGGAAUCGUGCAAGGCGAAACUGCCGAAACUGGGCUUUGAUCCCAAAAACUUUUGCAACGCGGUCACCAGCGGAGAAGAAGCCGGGAAGUAUAUCCGCGACCAAUACGCGGGCACGACGACCCCCGAGGGCGCUAUGAAAAAGGCCCUUUGGUUUACCUGGAAGACGAAAUCGUCGCUCUCCCCCCUGCGGUUUCUUGAGCUGUGCGGGAACAUUCCGGUGACGACCGAUCCUAGCGAAGCGGACUAUGUUGUGCUCCACGGGGUGGACCUCCUUAGGGGGCCGGGAGCCGAUGGAGAAGCGGAGGAAGUGUCGCUCGGAGAUUUUUUCGAAACCGGGAAACUGGACGGCGGGAGCGAGAGCGAGAGCGGUGACUCUCCGGCGACAACGACCAUCGAGUCCAUACUGCAGGCCUGCGCCAAGCGCGGCCUUCCMAUGGUGUGCGCAAACCCCGACUUUAUCAUGGUCAAACCCGACGGAUCGACCGGAUACAUGCCUGGAACCAUCGCGAGGCGAUACACCGAGCUGGGGGGUUCCUGCGUCGAGUUUGGAAAGCCCCAUGCAUCCCACUUCGAGGCCUGCCUCCGGGACCUAGGACUGCCACGGGAAAAGGUCGCCCACGUCGGCGAUUCCCUGCACCACGACAUCAAGGGCGCGAACGACUCCCGGGUCGAUAGCGUCUUUGUGGCGGGAGGGGUGCACCGGACCGAGCUGGGGAGCGCGCUGAACGAGGUUCCGAGCAGGGAUGCCCUGGACGCCCUCUUCGAGAAACACGCCCUUAUGCCGACGCACGUGGUGCCAAUGUUUCGGAUGGAAUAAGGCAAGCAAGAAACGCACCGAUGCUACAACGUAAUUGUUUCAUCAAUUCCACGACAAAGGCUCUAGUGGUGUGCUCCAACAUCGUGAAUGGAUGCCAACUASAACGACAACAGAAACACACGCAUUCUAUAUGGUGCAAAAUGCCGGAGAUUUUACUAUCGCUGCUUUGGUAAAUUAAUCRUAAAGAGUAGU